This is a messenger RNA of Drosophila hydei, 1448 nucleotides long. RefSeq lists its product as uncharacterized. The transcript has 2 exons. The record is from RefSeq and is a predicted model, not a curated record. Gene Ontology annotation, molecular function: DNA binding. Lineage: Eukaryota; Metazoa; Arthropoda; Insecta; Diptera; Drosophilidae. Bases 323 to 1117 code for a protein of 264 amino acids.
CACACGAGAUUUUACUGGUGGAAUUUUAAUUGUUUUAAAGCAUUAUUAAAUAGUACACAAUUUAUGAAAAUUUUAAAUUUCCCCUUUUGAGUUCAAGAUUUGAAUUUUCUGUCCCUAGCCGCAAAGCAAUGGAUUUGUGACGUCAUAAUAUUUCGUGCACUUUCGUGCUAGUGCUGUAAAGUUUUGCAUUGAUUGGACUGUCGUGCUUUGCAACACGGUUUUGUGCGUGACUAAAAAUCGUGACAUGCGUGUCGCAAAGUACAUUUUACAUUUUGGUUUUUAUAUAUUUUUUUGUUGAUACCGCCUGCAUAGGAUAGCAACAAUGCACGUCGAAAAGAAAUCGGAGCUAAGAAGUCUUCUUAAGUCGGGCGAUAAGCGUUGUAAAUUGGUUGAACCACGAAAUGCAAAAAGUUGUGUUUGGAGAUUCUUUAACCUGGUGUCGUGUGAUGAUCGAAUAGAGCCAUAUGCCUGCUGUAAAACCUGUGGUGAUCUAUUAUCCUACAGCGGGAAAACAGGAACUGGCAGUCUAUUGCGCCAUAGAUGUUUACACACGCCUAACGAAAAAACGUCUCGCAUCGCCAAGGCAAAAGUUGUGCGAGAGCCACUGCGUGUGGCGAAACCGAAAAUCGAUGUACAUGCAUCUAUAGCUGGUGCAUUGCCACAGAAAUGGGAGGAGUACGAGCAGAACGACGAAGUUAGCGAGGACAUCAAAGACAUCAUAUACAAUGAAGAUCCGCUCUGCUACAGUCCCAUACAAGUGGUCGAGGAUGAAAUGUUAGACACAGGCGACAAAGUCACCGUAAUGACUAGCAGCAGGGUAACCAGUGCAAAUCCAGUUGUAGCCACAGUGGUCUCAGCGCCCUCGAGCGCUGCAAAGACAUUGAAAAACAAUUUGGAAACAUCCAUUGAGCGGCUGACAACGGUCAGCGAGCAGCUUAGCUACGUUAUACAGCAGCAGCAGGAGGAACAACAGCUCAAGGACGAUGACUAUUACUUCGCACUGAGCCUCGUACCAACUAUGCGACAAUUGUCAGUGAGCCGAAAGCUGUAUGUGCGCUCGAAAAUACAUGAAAUUUUGUACAAAGAGAGUGAGGAGACUACGACUAAAACUGAAUAGUAGUUCAAAGUAUAAGCUACGGAUAUGCAUAAAUCAUUUUUAAAUUUAUCCAAGAAAAAAAAAAGGAAAACAAAGCAGAAAUAAUACAAAAUAACAAAAAAAAAGUAAAUUGUAUCUUAUCAACAAUUAUUCAUGUAGGUUAAAAUGUUUCUUUUUUACGUAUGUUUUACGUACAAUUUGCAAUCUUUGUUGGAACAUUUAAUUAAUAAGCACACAACAUAUGUAUGAACAGAGAGGAAUUCAUAUUGAUAAUUUAGAUUGUAUGAAUGUAUUCAAAUAUUUAAUGCAAAACCUUACAAAACGCUAAUAAAUUUACCUAAGAACUCCAAAA